ACAAGUGCAGAGAGAACCACGGGGACCCAGCUGGGAGAGUAGAAUGGGGACUCUCUGGAGCCAGGAGAGACCCCCGGAAGAGGGGCAGCCCACUGAACGGAGCAGAUGGUGGGCCUCGGCCAGGCGGUUGCUAACGGCGGUCCUGCUUUUAAGCCUGCUCCUUGGUUCUUCUGUGCUUUUGUUCUACAUCUUCCGGAGCUGUGGGCCGCGCCCCUGUGAGAGAACCGCGUGCUGGCAUCUCCUGGAUUAUUACCUGGCCUCCGGGAACACCAGUGUGCCCCCCUGUACCGACUUCUUCAGCUUUGCCUGUGCAGAGGCCAAAGGAACCAGUAAUUCUUCUCAGGCCCUUGCUGACGAGAACAAGAGCCGACUUCGGGGGAUACUGGAGGCCCCCAGGUCCUGGCCCCCAGAGUCUGGGGAGGAGAAAGCCUUCCAGUUCUACAACUCCUGCCUGGACACACACGCCAUUGAGGCCGCAGGGGCUGGUCCCCUCAGACAGGUGAUUGAGGAGCUUGGAGGCUGGCCAGUCUCUGGUAAUUGGACUUCCUUAGACUUCAACCGAACUCUGAGACUUCUGAUGAGUCAGUAUGAUCACUUCCCAUUCUUCAGAGCUUAUCUGGGACCUCAUCCCACCCCUCCACACACGCCAAUCAUCCAGAUAGACCAGCCAGAGUUUGACGUUCCCCUCAAGCAAAAGCAGGAACAGAAGAUCUAUGCUCAGAUCGUGCGGGAGUACCUGACGUACCUGAACCAGCUGGGGACCUUGCUGGGAGGAGACUCGGGCCAGGUGCAAGAGCACGCCGGCUUGUCCAUCUCCAUUACCUCCCAGCUGUUCCAGUUUCUGAGGCCCCUGGGCCAGCAGCGGGCACAGGAAAAGCUCUUCCAGAUUGUCACUAUAGACCAGCUGCAGGAAAUGGCCCCUGCCAUCGACUGGUUGUCCUGCCUGCAAGCAACAUUCUCACAGAUGUCCCUGAGCCCCUCCCAGACCAUUGUGGUCCAUGACCUGGAUUAUUUGAAAAACAUGUCACAACUGGUGGAAAAACAACUGUUGAGCCACAGCGACUUUCUGCAGAGCCACAUGAUCUUCGGGCUGGUGGGGACCCUUUCUCCAGCGCUAGACAGUAAAUUCCAGGAGGCACGCAGAUUGCUGAACCAGAAACUGCGGGAGCUGACAGGACAGCCGCCUGUGCCUGCCCGCCCUCGAUGGAUGCAGUGCGUGGAGGACACCGGAGCCUUCUUCGAGCCUGUCCUGACUGCCCUGUUUGUCCGUGAGGCCUUCAGCCCAAGCACCCAAAGUGCUGCCAUGGACUUGUUCACUGCCAUCAAGGAUGCCCUUGUCACACGCCUCCAAAGCCUUCCCUGGAUGGAUGAGGAGACCCGCAAAAAGGCCCAGGACAGGGUCACCCAGCUGAGGGUAGAGAUGGGGGCCCCGGAAUGGGCCAUGAAGCCAGCACUCGCCAGACAGGAAUACAGUGAGGUGCACCUCGGACCCAACUUCCUGCAGUCCUUCCUGAGUGGCGUCCGGUCCCGCCGAGCUAGAAUUACCCAGAGCUCCCUGGAGCCUUUCCCCCACCACAGGUGGCAGGUGUCCCCCUGGGGGGUCAAGGCCUACUAUUCGAUAUCUGACCACGUGGUGGUCUUCCCAGCUGGACUCCUCCAACCACCACUCUUUCACCCUGCCUACCCCAGGGCCGUGAACUUUGGUGCUGCCGGCAGUAUCAUGGCCCGUGAGCUGCUGCACAUCUUCGACCAGCUCUUACUCCCCGGGGGCUGCCCGGCCUGUGACACGCAGGCCCUCCAGGGGGAGCUGCUGUGCCUGGAGAGCCACUACGCGGCCUCUCCCUUGCAUGGCGGGACUUCCUUCAACGGCUCCCAGGCGCUCCUGGAGGAUGCAGCCGAUGUGGGGGCGCUGGCCCUCGCCCUGCAGGCAUACAACAAGAGGCUAGUAUGGCGCCAUGGGGAGACCACCCUGCCCAACCUGGACCUCACGCCUCAGCAGCUCUUCUUCCGAAGCUAUGCCCAGGUGAUGUGUAGGGAGCUCAGCACACAGGAUUCCCAGGACACUCACAGUCCACCCACCCUUCGGGUCCACGGGCCCCUCAGCCACACCCCAGCCUUCGCCAGACAUUUCCACUGUCCACACGGUGCCCCCCUGAAGCCCUCCCGCCGCUGCCAACUCUGGUAACCGGGCUCCCAAAGAGACCUCAGUACAGAUGUAUCAAUGCCUCCCUGCCCCGUUCAUGGAAUCAGGGCGAUGUCUCCU
Molecule: messenger RNA, 2263 nt
Organism: Pteronotus mesoamericanus
Lineage: Eukaryota; Metazoa; Chordata; Mammalia; Chiroptera; Mormoopidae
Gene: KEL
Product: Kell metallo-endopeptidase (Kell blood group)
Exons: 18
Coding region: 44-2185 (713 amino acids)
Biological process (GO): protein processing
Cellular component (GO): plasma membrane
Molecular function (GO): metalloendopeptidase activity
Source: RefSeq, a predicted model, not a curated record